AAAAUCCCACCUGGAGAUAGUUUACCUGGGAUUGAUCUAACAGAUCCCAAACAGUUGGCUGAUUUUACAAAAUCAAAAGCAUCUGAAAUGCAAGAUGAUGUGCACAGAACUGUAGCAUGCCCUCACAAGGGUUGCAGCAAAAUGUUUAAAGACAAUGCAACAAUGAGGAAACACUUGCACACACAUGGACCACGGGUUCAUGUUUGUUCUGAGUGUGGUAAAGCUUUUGUAGAAAGUUCAAAAUUGAAGCGACACCAACUGGUUCACACAGGAGAGAAAGCUUUUCAGUGCACAUUUGAAGGCUGUGGUAAGUGGUUCUCUCUUGAUUUCAACUUACGCACGCACGUCCGCAUACACACUGGAGACCGACCUUACGUCUGCCCAUUCGAAGGCUGCAGUAAGAAGUUUGCACAGUCAACAAAUCUUAAAUCUCACAUACUCACGCAUGCAAGACAAAAGUAA
Molecule: messenger RNA, 462 nt
Organism: Helobdella robusta
Lineage: Eukaryota; Metazoa; Annelida; Clitellata; Rhynchobdellida; Glossiphoniidae
Exons: 4
Biological process (GO): regulation of transcription by RNA polymerase II
Cellular component (GO): PcG protein complex; transcription regulator complex
Molecular function (GO): DNA-binding transcription factor activity, RNA polymerase II-specific; RNA polymerase II cis-regulatory region sequence-specific DNA binding
Source: RefSeq, a predicted model, not a curated record